CGCAUAUGGGCCGUAAUGGGCCGGGUGGAGGCGGGCAGAGCUUACUACCUAAUUGUGAGCCCGCACGACCCAACACGCCGGCCCAUUUCGAAGCCUCACGUCUCCGACUCCAGAGCCGCCCGGCGGCGAGGCCGCGCCGCGUCGCAGAUUGCGCGAGCUCGCGAGAGGGGAGGGGAGGCGGCGGCGAUGUCGAGACAUUUCUGGAGGUGGUACGCGGACCGGCAGUUCCACAAGUGGGAGAAGACGGUGCUGUGGGACAUGGUGGAGCCCUACCGCCCGCCGCGCUCCUUCGCGCCGCUCGUCGGCACCUACGUCGCCGCCUUCUACACCGGCGUCGUCGGUGCCGCCGUCACCGAGCAGCUCUACAAGGAGAAGUACUGGGAGGAACACCCAGGUGAGGCCGUGCCUAUAAUGCCGCCCAAGUUCUACUGGGGGCCAUGGAGGGUGAUGAACGGAGAAGUUCCCCGCUUCAUCCAGUCGCCUGAAGAGGCCAAGACGGCAUAGGACCUUCGAGCUUGGUUGAGAUACUGUCAGAAGGUGCUUGUGUCGGGUCUGGAUAGAAACCCUUCAAAAUGAUCCAAAUCUUACUCUUCAUGUGGUCUUUUAUGUCUGCUCUCUAUAGAAAUAUACUUAAAGUCUUCAAGAUGAUCCAAAUCUAUGAGUCACGUCCCCUGUGGUCUUGAGGUGCUGCUUCGUGUAACAAUGAUUUCUAAAUGAAUAAUAUAUCGUAGGUGCUUGUGUAACUGUAUAAGCAAACGAUGUGAGGUUUCUGCG
Molecule: messenger RNA, 774 nt
Organism: Panicum virgatum (switchgrass)
Lineage: Eukaryota; Viridiplantae; Streptophyta; Magnoliopsida; Poales; Poaceae
Exons: 2
Coding region: 16-504 (162 amino acids)
Source: RefSeq, a predicted model, not a curated record